Molecule: messenger RNA, 712 nt
Organism: Abrus precatorius (Indian licorice)
Lineage: Eukaryota; Viridiplantae; Streptophyta; Magnoliopsida; Fabales; Fabaceae
Product: ferredoxin, root R-B2-like
Exons: 1
Coding region: 105-569 (154 amino acids)
Biological process (GO): electron transport chain
Cellular component (GO): plastid
Molecular function (GO): electron transfer activity; 2 iron, 2 sulfur cluster binding
Source: RefSeq, a predicted model, not a curated record
GUUCCUUUCUGUUCUGCUCACAUUACUUAGUUUAUAGUUGUUUUCUGUGUGGUUAAUCCUACAAAAACUAUUUAUCUAUAUUUAUUUGGAUUCAGGAGUAAAAAAUGUCUGUUGUCAAUAUGUCCACUGUGAGAGUUCCAAAAGCUUCCUUGUCUGGAACAGAACCUGCUAAGAGAUCUUGGGCUAUUGUCAAGAGUCCUUCAGCUUUGAGUUCUGUGAAGAACGUGUCUAAAGUAUUUGGUUUGAAAUCAUCCUUCUUUAGAGUGUCAGCAAUGGCAGUAUAUAAAGUGAAACUGAUUGGACCAGAUGGUGAUGAGAACGAAUUUGAAACCCCUGAUGACUCUUACAUUCUGGAUUCAGCCGAAAAUGCUGGUUUGGAGCUACCUUACUCAUGCAGAGCUGGUGCCUGCUCUACUUGUGCUGGCCAGCUGGUUUCAGGCUCUGUGGAUCAGUCAGAUCAAUCCUUUCUUGAUGAGCAGCAAAUGGAGAAGGGUUUUCUGCUAACAUGUGUCUCAUACCCAAAAUCAGAUUGUGUGAUUAAAACACAUAAGGAGGAAGAUCUAUGCUAAGUGAUAAUGUAUGUUUUUAGUUAGUUGUUCUAAAGUUUGAAUAUGGAUCAUGGUAGCUAGCUAUUUUGGAACUCUGUUGGUGUUUGUACAACUUUUUUAAAUCAAUCUAAAAUUAUGUGUAGCUUGAACCGUGUAGGUAACAU